AUGGUGCUUAAUACAAAUCAAAUAGUAAUAACCUCUCUCGAUUUAGCCGGACCAGAUCCUCGUCAUCUAUCCACAAUCUGCAGCACAUGGGGAAAUUUCCACUUCAAGACAUUUGAUGGUCAUUUCUUUCAAAUGGCUGACACAUGUGACUACGUUCUGGCGGUGAUGUGCGACACAGCUGCUUCUGAUUUUAACAUCCAAAUGCAAAGAAAGUUUGUGAAUGGCUCAGCCACUUUUAAGUCAGUCACUAUACAGCUGCAGGGGACGGUCAUCAAACUCAGUGAUGGCAAAAUACUCAUGGACGACCAAGAGUUAACUAUUCCAACCUUUGAACAUGGAAUUAAAAUCGAGGGAAGCUCAUCAAGUGUAAAGAUUUCUAAACAAAAUGGAGUCACUGUCUUUUGGGAAGAGGCGCAGUCUUUACUGAUUGAACUUCCUGAGAAAUACCGAGGUCAGACCUGCGGACUUUGUGGAAACUUCAACGGCAACCAAGUAGAUGAUAUUAGUUAUGAUCUGGCCGCAUGGAAGGUGGCUACAGUAGAAUCCUGUGAAGAUGUCACACUUCCCCAAGACGAUCAGUGUCAAAGCAAGGGACACAUUUGUCAAGAGUAUCUCAGCAGUUCAGGGUUAUAUGACUGUCGCCACGUGUUGGACUUAAGUUACUUUGAGGAAGCCUGCGCAGAUGACCUGUGUCAGUGUCGCGGCAGACAGGACUGUAUCUGCAACACGCUUACAGAAAUAUCACGACAGUGCACACAUGCUGGUGGCAAGCCAGGAACAUGGAGAACAGAGGAAUUAUGUCCAAAGACAUGUCCACUAAACAUGGAAUACAUGGAGUGUGCUGGCCCAUGCAAAAAUACUUGCUCGGAUCCAGGUGGAAGUCCCCAGUGUACAGAACACUGUGUAGAUGGCUGUUUCUGCCCUGAAGGCACUGUGGAAGACAACAUUGGUAACAGUGGUUGCGUUCCUAUAAACAAAUGUCCAUGUAUGCACGACGGCACAAUAUACCAGACUGGAGAGUCAUACGAGCAAGCGUGUAAACAAUGCGAGUGUUCUGCUGGACGCUGGAGUUGCACGGAUCUGGAAUGUCCUGGAAUCUGCUCUGUUGUGGGAGGCUCUCACAUCACCACUUAUGAUGGAAAAACCUUCAGCUUUAAUGGCAACUGUGACUACAUCUUCACUAAGCACUCUAAUGACAGUGACAUCGCUGUUAUUGGAAAUCUGGCAAAGUGUGAUUUGAUGAGAACAGGCACGUGUUUGAAUUCUGUUACCAUUGUCAUCUCUGGGACCACUAUUAGUUUUUCAUCCAGUGGGACUGUCACACUAAACGGAAACAGUCCAUAUGAUCUUCCAGUGUCCACAGAACAUGUAGUCAUCUUUCAGCCCUCUUCUUCCUUCAUUAUCGCUGAUAUGAAGAGUCUUCGUCUGGAGAUUCAACUGUCUCCAAUUAUGCAGUUGUAUAUUGUAGCCAGCACUACAGAGAAAGGCAAAAUGAGUGGUCUGUGUGGGAAUUAUAACGAUAUCCAGAAAGAUGACUUUAAAACAGCUUCAGGCAUUAUUGAAGGAACACCAACAACCUUUGUCAACUUUUGGAAAAAAAACCUAUACGGUUGUCCAGAUGUUGAAAACGCAUUUGACAACCCCUGCAGUCUAAGUGUGGAAACAGAAAAACUUGCAAAAGACUGGUGUUCGCAUCUCACAGACCCAAAUGGAACCUUCUCAUCUUGUCAUUUAGAAAUCUCUCCAGAGAAAUAUUAUACAAACUGUGUUUAUGACACCUGUAAGUGUGCUGAUGUCAGCAACUGUUACUGUGCGGCCCUCUCCGCCUAUGCCCAUGCAUGUGCCGCAAGAGGGAUCAUUCUCCAGGGCUGGCUGGAUUCGUACCCCUGUGUGUCUGAGUGUUCAGACCAUAUGAAGUACUCUUACAGCGUCACCAGUUGUAGCAACACCUGCCGUUCUCUCAGUGGAAAGGACCACACCUGCAAAGUGUUUACACCUGUAGAAGGCUGCAUUUGUCCCGAGGAUACCUAUCUUAACGAUGCAGGCAGCUGUGUGCAUGCUGACCAGUGCCCUUGUUACUAUGACAACCAGGUCAUAGACCCAUCAGGAUCUUUAAACAUAGAUGGUUUUAAAUGCACCUGCACUCAUGGCAUGUUACACUGCUCCAGUCAUCAAGACUGUGUUGAUCCAAUGGUCUAUUUCAACUGCUCCAAUGAACCUGGACAAAAAGGCACAGAGUGUCAGAGGACAUGUCAGAACCAAGACCCAAACAACUGUGUGAGCACAGGGUGUGUAUCAGGUUGUAUGUGCCCAGAUGGCUUUCUGGUUGAUGGUAAUGGUGGAUGUGUGAAGAAGCAAGAUUGCAAGUGUACCCACAAUGGAGUAAACUACUCACCUGGGGAGCAGGUCCAACAAGACUGUAACAACUGCACAUGCAAAAAUGGUAUGUGGGCUUGUACAGAAAAUGAAUGUUACGGCACCUGUACCAUCUAUGGUGAAGGUCAUUUUAGGACUUUUGAUGGCAAGAGAUAUUCUUACUACGGAACUUGCCAAUACAUCUUGGCACAGGAUCACUGCGAUGUACAGAGCAGUUCCUCUUUCAGCCUUGUUACUGAGAACAUCCCAUGUGAAAGUACCAACUCCAUUUGCUCCACAUCCAUCAGUCUGGUUGUUGGGAGAUACACAAUAAUCUUAGGAUCUGAGGAUAAGGUCAAAAUUGUUGAAGGAAAUGGAACUGAUCACAAAUAUCAAAUCUAUUCUGCUGGGAUAUAUACUGUCAUAGAGGUAGAAAAGAUGUUAAACUUAAUCUGGGAUCGCAAAACAAGCCUUAUGCUUCAACUCCAUCAGAAUCUAAAGGGCGAAGUGUGUGGACUGUGUGGAAACUUUGACGGCAACGCCAAUAAUGACAUUGUGAAAAAAGAUGGAGAAGAGGUCACUGAUGUGGUGGUGUUUGGAAAUAGCUGGAAAGUGAGUGCAAGCUGCCCAGAAGUGAACAGUUUGAUAAACCCCUGUGAGAAAAACCCUCACCGGAGUGCCUGGGCUCAUAAGAAAUGCAGCCACAUUACAAGCGAUGUCUUUACAGAUUGCCAUUCACUAGUGGACUCUGCCCCAUACUAUGAUGCCUGUGUGAGGGACACCUGUGCAUGUGAUUCUGGGGGAGAUUGUGAUUGUUUGUGUACAGCAUUGUCUGCUUAUGCUGCUGAAUGCCGUAAAAGGGGAGCUUGCGUGACAUGGCGCAGCCAAGAAAUUUGUCCUUUAUUCUGUGACUACUACAACAGUGAUGAAGAAUGUGUAUGGCACUAUAAAAACUGUAGCUCAACCUGCAUGAAAACCUGCAAAAACCGCUUAGGAGAAUGCUCUAAAAAUGCAAAACAAAUACCUCCCCUUGAAGGAUGUUUUCCUCAGUGCCCUUCAGACAGGCCAUAUUUCAGGGAGGACAUUAUGAAAUGUGUUCCGGAGGAAACAUGUAAAUAUUGUUUAUAUGACAAUAAGAUAUAUCCCCCUGGAACUGUAGUUUACAGCACCACCGAUGGAAGUGAUACUUGUUUCAGUGGGACAUGUUUACCAAAUGGGGAAAUUGAAAGACAUAUUUUUAAAUGCAUACAUACAACAACUCCCACACCUUUCAUUUUUUCAACUACAACUGUCACCACUACACCCACAACAACAAAGACAUCUAUGACCACAACAACAGAAACACCAACGACAACAACAACUACUACCACAACAACUACUGAAACACCCACAACAACAGAGACACCAACAACAACAACCACUCCUACAACAACAACUACUGAAACACCAACACCAGAGACAACAACAUCCACAACCAGUCCUACAACAAUUACUGUAACACCAACAACUACUGUAACACCAACCCCCACAGCAACAGAAACAACAACGUCCACAAUGACUACUACAACAACGACUACUGAAAGACCAACACCCUGUUAUCCCAACAUCUGUAACUGGUCACCAUGGAUUGACAGCAACACACGCAGUACAGAACCCUAUGGGUUUGAAACAGAAUCCAUCGAUAAAUUGUGGAAAUCAGAACAAAUUUCCUGUCAGAACCCUGAAGAUAUUGAAUGUAGAGCAGUAGAUUAUCCAGGACAAUCAUUGGAAUCUUUAGGACAAAAAGUGUAUUGCAAUACAUCCUUUGGACUGACAUGUUCAAAUAGAGAAAAUUUAAAUUUGAACAGCAUACCACCACUCUGUUACAACUAUGAAAUACGCGUAAAAUGUUGUAAUUCUUGCACAACACAAGAGACAACAACAUCCACAACCACUCCUACAACAACAACUACUGAAACACCAACACCCACAACACCAGAGACAACAACAUCCACAACCACUCCUACAACAACUCCUGUAACACCAACAGCAACAGAGACAACAACAUCCACUACCACUCCUACAACAACAACUACUAAAACACCAACACCCACAACACCAGAGACAACAACAUCCACAACCACUCCUACAACAACAACUACUGAAACACCAACACCCACAACACCAGAGACAAAUACAUCCACAACCACUCCUACAACAACUACUGUAACACCAACAGCAACAGAGACAACAACAUCCACUACCACUCCUACAACAACAACAACUACUGAAACACCAACCCCCACAACACCAGAAACAACAACAUCCACAACCACUCCUACAACAUCUACUGUAACACCAACACCAACAGAGACAACAACUACUGAAACACCCACAACACCAGAGACAACAACAUCCACAACCACUCCUACAACAACUACUGUAACACCAACAGCAACAGAGACAACAACAUCCACUACCAAUCCUACAACAACAACAACUGAAACACCAACACCCACAACACCAGAGACAACAACAUCCACAACCUCUCCUACAACAACAACUACUGAAACACCAACACCCACAACACCAGAGACAACAACAUCCACAACCUCUCCUACAACAAUUACUGUAACACCAACACCUACAGGACCAGAGACAACAAAAUCCACAACCAGUCCUACAACAAAAACUACUGAAGCACCAACACCCACAACACCAGAGACAACAACAUCCACAAACUCUCCUACAACAAUUACUGUAACACCAACACCUACAGGACCAGAGACAACAACAUCCACAACCACUUCUACAACAACAACUACUGAAACACCAACACCCUGUUACCCCAACAUCUGUAACUGGUCACCCUGGAUUGACAGCAACCCACGCAGUACAGAACCUUAUGGGUUUGAAACAGAAUCCAUCGAUAAAUUGUGGAAAUCAAAACAAAUUUCCUGUCAGAACCCUGAAGAUAUUGAAUGUAGAGCAGUAGAUUAUCCAGAACAAUCCUUGGAAUCUUUAGGACAAAAAGUGUAUUGCAAUACAUCCUUUGGACUGACAUGUUCAAAUAGAGAAAAUUUAAAUUUGAACAGCAUACCACCACUCUGUUACAACUACGAAAUACGCGUAAAAUGUUGUAAUUCUUGCACAACACAAGAGACAACAACAUCCACAACCACUCCUACAACAACAACAACUACUGAAACUCCAACACCCACAACACCAGAGACAACAACAUCCACAACCACUCCUACAACAACUACUGUAACACCAACAGCAACAGAGACAACAACAUCCACAACCACUCCUACAACAACUACUGUAACACCAACAGCAACAGAGACAACAACAUCCACUACCACUCCUACAACAACAACUACUGAAACACCAACACCCACAACACCAGAGACAACAACAUCCACAACCACUCCUACAACAACUACUGUAACACCAACAGCAACAGAGACAACAACAUCCACUACCACUCCUACAACAACAACAACUACUACUAAUGAAACACCAACACCUAUAACACCAGAGACAACAACAUCCACAACCACUCCUACAACAACAACGUCUGAAACACAAACACCCACAACAACCGAAACAACAACAUCCACAUUGACUACGACUUCUACAACAACAACUACUGAAACUCAAACACCCACAACACCAGAGACAACAACAUCCACAACCUCUCCUACAACAAUUACUGUAACACCAACACCUACAGGACCAGAGACAACAACAUCCACAACCACUCCUAUAACAACAACUACUGAAACACCAAACCCCACAACAACCGAAACAACAACAUCCACAUUGACUACGACUUCUACAACAACAACUACUGAAACUCAAACACCCACAACACCAGAGACAACAACAUCCACAACCACUCCUACAACAACUACUGUUACACCAACAGCAACAGAGACAACAACAUCCACAACCACUCCAACAACAAUUACUGUAACACCAACACCUACAGGACCAGAGACAACAACAUCUACAACCACUCCUACAACAACAACUACUGAAACACCAACACCCACAACACCAGAGACAACAACAUCCACAACCACUCCUACAACAACUACUGUAACACCAACAGCAACAGAGACAACAACAUCCACUACCACUCCUACAACAACAACUACUGAAACACCAACACCCACAACACCAGAGACAAAAACAUCCACAACCACUCCUACAACAACUACUGUAACACCUACAGGACCAGAGACAACAACAUCCACAACCACUUCUACAACAACAACUACUGAAACACCAACACCCUGUUACCCCAACAUCUGUAACUGGUCACCCUGGAUUGACAGCAACCCACGCAGUACAGAACCUUAUGGGUUUGAAACAGAAUCCAUCGAUAAAUUGUGGAAAUCAAAACAAAUUUCCUGUCAGAACCCUGAAGAUAUUGAAUGUAGAGCAGUAGAUUAUCCAGAACAAUCCUUGGAAUCUUUAGGACAAAAAGUGAAUUGCAAUACAUCCUUUGGACUGACAUGUUCAAAUAGAGAAAAUUUAAAUUUGAACAGCAUACCACCACUCUGUUACAACUAUGAAAUACGCGUAAAAUGUUGUAAUUCUUGCACAACACCAGAGACAACAACAUCCACAACCACUCCUACAACAACUACUGUAACACCAACAACAACAACAUCCACAACCGCUCCUAUAACAACAACUACUGAAACACCAACACCCACAACAACCGAAACAACAACAUCCACAUUGACUACGACUUGUACAACAACAACUACUGAAACUCCAACACCCACAACACCAGAGACAACAACAUCCACAACCACUCCUACAACAAUUACUGUAACACCAACACCUACAGGACCAGAGACAACAACAUCCACAACCACUCCUACAACAACAACUACUGAAACACCAACACCCACAACACCAGAGACAACAACAUCCACAACCACUCCUACAACAACUACUGUAACACCAACAGCAACAGAGACAACAACAUCCACUACCACUCCUACAACAAUUACUGUAACACCAACACCUACAGGACCAGAGACAACAACAUCCACAACCACUCCUACAACAACAACAAAAACAUCCACAAACACUCCUACAACAACUACUGUAACAGCAACAGAGACAACACCAUCCACUACCACUCCUACAACAACAACAACAACUACUACUACUGAAACACCAACACAUAUAACACCAGAGACAACAACAUCCACAACCACUCCUACAACAAACACUACUGAAACACCAACACCCACAACACCAGAGACAACAACAUCCACAACCUCUCCUACAACAAUUACUGUAACACCAACACCUACAGGACCAGAGACAACAACAUCCACAACCACUCCUACAACAACAACUACUGAAACACCAACCCCCACAACAACCGAAACAACAACAUCCACAUUGACUACGACUUCUACAACAACAACUACUGAAACACCAACACCCUGUUACCCCAACAUCUGUAACUGGUCACCCUGGAUUGACAGCAACCCACGCAGUACAGAACCUUAUGGGUUUGAAACAGAAUCCAUCGAUAAAUUGUGGAAAUCAGAACAAAUUUCCUGUCAGAACCCUGAAGAUAUUGAAUGUAGAGCAGUAGAUUAUCCAGAACAAUCCUUGGAAUCUUUAGGACAAAAAGUGUAUUGCAAUACAUCCUUUGGACUGACAUGUUCAAAUAGAGAAAAUUUAAAUUUGAACAGCAUACCACCACUCUGUUACAACUAUGAAAUACGCGUAAAAUGUUGUAAUUCUUGCACAACACAAGAGACAACAACAUCCACAACCACUCCUACAACAACAACUACUGAAACACCAACACCCACAACACCAGAGACAACAACAUCCACAACCACUCCUACAACAACUACUGUAACACCAACAGCAACAGAGACAACAACAUCCACUACCACAACUACAACAACAACAACAACUACUGAAACACCAACACCCACAACACCAGAGACAACAACAUCCACAACCACUCCUACAACAACAACAACAACUACUGUAACACCAACAGCAACAGAGACAACAACAUCCACUACCACUCCUACAACAACAACAACAACAACUACUGAAACACCAACCCCCACAACACCAGAAACAACAACAUCCACAACCACUCCUACAACAUCUACUGUAACACCAACACCAACAGAGACAACAAUAUCCACAACCACUCCUACAACAACAUCCACAACCACUCCUACAACAACAACUACUGAAUCACCAACACCCACAGCAUCAGAGACAACAACAUCCACAACCACUCCUACAACAACAACUACUGAAACACCAACCCCCACAACACCAGAGACAACAACAUCCACAACCACUCCUACAACAACUACUGUAACACCAACAGCAACAGAGACAACAACAUCCACUACCACUCCUACAACCACAACAACAACAACUACUGAAACACCUACCCCCACGACACCAGAAACAACAACAUCCACAACCACUCCUACAACAUCUACUACUAAAACACCAACACCCACAACACAAGAGACGACAACAUCCACAAACUCUCCUACAACAAUUACUGUAACACCAACACCUACAGGACCAGAGACAACAACAUCCACAACCACUCCUACAACAACAACUACUGAAACACCAAUCCCCACAACAACCGAAACAACAACGUCCACAUUGACUACGACUUCUACAACAACAACUACUGAAACACCAACACCCUGUUACCCCAACAUCUGUAACUGGUCACCCUGGAUUGACAGCGACCCACGCAGUACAGAACCUUAUGGGUUUGAAACAGAAUCCAUCGAUAAAUUGUGGAAAUCAGAGCAAAUUUCCUGUCAGAACCCUGAAGAUAUUGAAUGUAGAGCAGUAGAUUAUCCAGAACAAUCCUUGGAAUCUUUAGGACAAAAAGUGUAUUGCAAUACAUCCUUUGGACUGACAUGUUCAAAUAGAGAAAAUUUAAAUUUGAACAGCAUUCCACCACUCUGUUAUAAUUAUGAAAUACGUGUAAAAUGUUGUAAUUCUUGCACAACACAAGAGACAACAACAUCCACAACCACUCCUACACCAACAACUACUGAAACACCAACCCCCACAACACCAGAAACAACAACAUCCACAACCACUCCUACAACAACUACUGUAACACCAACACCAACAGAGACAACAACAUCCACAACCACGCCUACAACAACAACUACUGAAACACUAACACCCACAACACCAGAGACAACAACAUCCACAACCACUCCUACAACAACUACUGUAACACCAACAGCAACAGAGACAACAACAUCCACUACCACUCCUACAACAACAACAACAACUACUGAAACACCAACCCCCACAACACCAGAGACAACAACAUCCACAACCACUCCUACAACAACUACUGUAACACCAACACCAACCGAGACAACAACAUCCACAACCACUCCUACAACAACAACAACAACAACUACUGAAACACCAACCCCCACAACACCAGAGACAACAACAUUCACAACCACUCCUACAACAACAACAACAACAACAACUGAAACACCAACCCCCACAACACCAGAGACAACAACAUCCACAACCACUCCUACAACAACUACUGUAAUACCAACAGCAACAGAGACAACAACAUCCACUACCACUCCUACAACAACAACAACAACAACAACUACUACUGAAACACCAACCCCCACAACACCAGAGACAACAACAUCCACAACCACUCCUACAACAUCGACUACUAAAACACCAACACCCACAACACAAGAGACGACAACAUCCACAAACUCUCCUACAACAAUUACUGUAACACCAACACCUACAGGACCAGAGACAACAACAUCCACAACCACUCCUACAACAACAACUACUGAAACACCAAUCCCCACAACAACCGAAACAACAACGUCCACAUUGACUACGACUUCUACAAUAACAACUACUGAAACACCAACAUCCUGUUACCCCAACAUCUGUAACUGGUCACCCUGGAUUGACAGCGACCCACGCAGUACAGAACCUUAUGGGUUUGAAACAGAAUCCAUCGAUAAAUUGUGGAAAUCAGAGCAAAUUUCCUGUCAGAACCCUGAAGAUAUUGAAUGUAGAGCAGUAGAUUAUCCAGAACAAUCCUUGGAAUCUUUAGGACAAAAAGUGUAUUGCAAUACAUCCUUUGGACUGACAUGUUCAAAUAGAGAAAAUUUAAAUUUGAACAGCAUUCCACCACUCUGUUAUAAUUAUGAAAUACGUGUAAAAUGUUGUAAUUCUUGCACAACACAAGAGACAACAACAUCCACAACCACUCCUACAACAACAACUACUGAAACACCAACACCCUCAACACCAGAGACAACAACAUCCACAACCACUCCUACACUAACAACUACUGAAACACCAACCCCCACAACACCAGAAACAACAACAUCCACAACCACUCCUACAACAACUACUGUAACACCAACACCAACAGAGACAACAACAUCCACAACCACGCCUACAACAACAACUACUGAAACACUAACACCCACAACACCAGAGACAACAACAUCCACAACCACUCCUACAACAACUACUGUAACACCAACAGCAACAGAGACAACAACAUCCACUACCACUCCUACAACAACAACAACAACUACUGAAACACCAACCCCCACAACACCAGAGACAACAACAUCCACAACCACUCCUACAACAACUACUGUAACACCAACACCAACCGAGACAACAACAUCCACAACCACUCCUACAACAACAACAACAACAACAACUGAAACACCAACCCCCACAACACCAGAGACAACAACAUCCACAACCACUCCUACAACAACUACUGUAACACCAACAGCAACAGAGACAACAACAUCCACUACCACUCCUACAACAACAACAACAACUACUACUACUGAAACACCAACCCCCACAACACCAGAGACAAAAACAACCACAACCACUCCUACAACAACUACUGUAACACCAACAGAGACAACAACAUCCACAACCACUCCUACACCAACAACUACUGAAACACCAACCCCCACAACACCAGAGACAACAACAUCCACAACCACUCCUACAACAACUUCUGUAACACCAACAGCAACAGAGACAACAACAUCCACAACCACUCCUACAACAACUACUGUAACACCAACAGCAACAGAGACAACAACAUCCACUACCACUCCUACAACAACAACAACAACAACAACAACUACUACUACUGAAACACCAACCCCCACAACACCAGAGACAACAACAUCCACAACCACUCCAACAACAACAACUACUGAAACACCAACCCCCACAACACCAGAGGCAACAACAUCCACAACCACUCCUACAACAACAACUACUGAAACACCAACCCCCACAACACCAGAGGCAACAACAUCCACAACCACUCCUACAACAACAACUACUGAAACACCAACCCCCACAACACCAGAGGCAACAACAUCCACAACCACUCCUACAACAACAACUACUGAAACACCAACCCCCACAACACCAGAGGCAACAACAUCCACAACCACUCCAACAACAACUUCUGAAACUCCAACACCCACAACAACAGAGACACCAACAACAACAACCAUUACUAUGACAACAUCUACUGUAACAUCAACACCAACAGAGACACCAACGACAACAACAACUACUACCACAACAACUACUGAAACACCUACACCUACAGCAACAAAGACACCAACCACAACCCCAUUAAUUAUACGUACACAUUCAACAACCCCCCAAAUAACACACCAUCAAGUUUGCAGCUGCACAUACUUGAAUGAAACUUUCCUACCAAACUCUACGAUCUACAAUGUAACAGACAAAGCGGGUUGGUGCUUCUUUGCUUAUUGCAACGCCUCUUGUGAUACUGUAAUAUGGACUAAACCAUGUUACUCUCCCACCCCUCAACCACCUCCAAAAAACUGUGAAAACCACCAUAAGCAUGGGGAUUCAUGGAUAGAAGAUUGUAAGAACAAAACCUGUGUUAAUGGUGAAAUUAAGGUUCAACCUCUACCAUGUGAGAAAUCCAGUAUACCUCAAUGUGUAAAUGGUCUAAAUCCUGUGUUUUAUGACAGCUGCUGCCCCAAAUAUGAGUGCCCAUGUCAAUGCUAUGGCUGGGGUGACCCUCAUUUCUUAACCUUUGAUGGAAAAUACUAUGAUUUUCAAGGAAACUGUACCUAUGUGUUGAUGCAAGAAAUCAUACCAAAAUACAAUAUCAGUAUCCAUGUUAAAAACUAUUACUGUGAUGUUAAAAACCAUCUGGCUUGCCCUGAGUAUAUAAUAGUAUAUUACAAAUCCUAUACUGUCAAGAUUACUAAUACGGAAGUGAUAGAGGUGUUUGUUGAUGGUGAUAAAAAACAACUUACAUUCGCAAACGAAGCCUUCAUUAUCACCUCAUCGGGUAUGUCGGUGAUUUUGAAAAUUGCUGAAAUCAAAGCAGAAGUUCAAGUUACUCGCAAGGGUUUUUCAGUGAACCUCCCAUUCUCCUACUUUCAUGGUAAUACAGAGGGACAGUGUGGUGUUUGUGACAACAAUACCUCAAAUGACUGCAGACUUCCUAAUGGAACAAUUAACCAAUCGUGUGAGUACAUGGCAGGAUUGUGGGCAGUACAACCAAACUGCACAACCCCACCACCCCAACCAAAGCCUCCAACUCCCGACUGCAAACCAAAAAUAUGUGAUGUCAUCAAGAGCAACUUGUUCAAAAGCUGUCAUCAGUUAAUUCCUCCAGAAGGCUUUUAUCAGGCAUGCAAAUAUGAUGUGUGCCACAAGAACGAUACGUCUAUUGGCUGUCAGAGCGUGGAGGCCUACGCCAAGUUGUGUGGUCAGCAGUCUGCCUGUAUCGACUGGAGAAAUUCUGCAGAUCUUCAAGGGUUAUGUGCAUACAAAUGCCCCAGUAACAAGGUAUACAAGGCUUGUGGGCCUAAAGUGGAAAAAACCUGCAGUACAUGGUACAAUGAUAACAUUGCAAAGGAUGAAUGCCAUAAUAAAGACUGCCUUGCAGAGGUCAUGGAAGGCUGUUUCUGUCCUAAUAACACAUAUCUGGUUAGUUCGAUGACAGAUGAAUGCACACCUUACUGCGAUUGCAUUGACUCUGAUGGGAUAUCUAGAAAGCCCGGAGAUACAUGGAAUUCAAGCUGUAACACAUAUACAUGCUCCAAUGAGAGCUUUGGUAUUGUGUCAGAACCUAUGAAGUGUCCAAAUAUAACCUGUCCUAAUGGGUACAAAUCAGUUACUGAAAACUGCUGCCCAACCUGUGUUUGUGAUACUCAGAAGUGUUUUGAGAAGAGAUGUGAUAUUGGAUAUGAGCUGGCAGCAAAUAAAACAAAGGACAGCUGCUGUCCACCCUGUGUGCCUAAAGAUGUUUGUGUGUAUAACAACACUGAGUACCUGCCUGGGGUUAACAUCCCAACAGAUCCCUGCAAGCAAUGUAACUGUGGAAUGGAUAAAGAUCCAGCAACAAAGUUACAUACGGUUACUUGUGUCGAUCUAACCUGCACACCUUGUGCUGAGGGCUUCGAAGAGGUGAAAGUGGAAGGACAGUGUUGUGCAUUAUGUAAGCAAAAAGCCUGCAUAUACGAUGCACCAAACAACACCAAACUAAUUAUCCAGGUUGGAGAAGUGCUCACACAGAAAUGUGAGAGCAUUUCCUGUCAGCGAAUUAAUGACACGUUUGUGCCGGUGAAGGCCGUGAAAACCUGCCCUGAAUACAAUUCAAAUGAAUGUGUCCCUGGAAGCGAGACAUCAGAUGCAGAUGGAUGCUGCAAGACAUGUGAGCACAGUAACUGUGUUCGAGUGAGGAAUACGACCCAAAUCCUUGUUAAUGGCUGCACCUCCAUUGGGCCUAUAGAAGUGACUUCCUGCAGUGGUCACUGUGACACCCAGUCAAUGUAUUCAAUGGAGGCUAACAAAAUGAUGCACAGCUGCUCUUGUUGCAGAGAGAGUAAAAUCAGCACUAAACAAGUGAAGCUGAAGUGCCCCGAUAACAGCGAGAUCAUGUACAGCUACGGCUACACUGAGAGCUGUGAAUGCACACCAACAAAGUGCAUAGACUAGAAUACUUCUCGCAUAAAAUGUCUUUCAGUUUUUGCCUUGAUUACUGUUGAUUUAAACAUUAUCUGUUGAAUAAGAAAGCUAUUAAAUUAAUGUAAGCGAUUGUAGUGCAUAAUUUACAAACAUUACUUUGGUGAAAAAUUCCACUAUACAGCUUUUUGUAUGUAGUUUGAAUUUAAUAGGGUGCUAAGGGAAUUUUGGGAACUGUAUUUCUUUUUCCUGCUUUAUCCUCUCUAUAGUUGAAUGAUAUAUAUUGAAUGCCAAAAUGAAUGAUGAAUCCAAUAAAGCAAAAUAAACAGCAACAGCUAAAA
Paramisgurnus dabryanus is the source of this 14723-nucleotide messenger RNA. The record is from RefSeq and is a predicted model, not a curated record. NCBI's taxonomy places the organism in Eukaryota, Metazoa, Chordata, Actinopteri, Cypriniformes, Cobitidae.